CUACAACUAAUCCUAAUCAGAAUCAUGAAGGCUUUCAUCCUUUUCGUUGUCCUGGUUGCAUCAGCUCACGCUGCUCUCGGUGGACACGGUAUCGGUCUCCAUACCGGCUCCUCGGUGAAUUCGCGCGCCGAGGAUGGUCUUGGUAACUACAAAUUUGCUUAUAACGAGAAGCACGCUACCGGCGGAACUUUCCGAUCGGAGGCUGGAAACCCCUGGGGAGUAGUUGGCUCAUACGGACUUACUGAUAUUGAUGGACGCCAGCGUGUUGUGAACUACGUCGCCGAUGGACUCGGUUUCCGUGCCUCGAUCAAGACCAACGAGCCGGGAACCGCUCCUCAAGCCGCAGCUGCCACCUCGAUCGCUACCCCCGGCGUUGCGGCCAUCGCCAAGACGAUCGCUGCGCCUGUUGCUCUGGCUGCCCAUGCCAGUUACGCUGCCCCCGUCGUCGCUAAGGCUCCCCUUGGCCUCGGGGCUGUUGGAUAUGGACAUGGUCUCGGAUAUGGCCAUGCUGCCCCUAUCGCCCAUAGCUACGGAUAUGGGGUGGCUCAUGGAAUCGGCUACCACGGCUCGGGAUAUUAUGUUUUUAAGGAAAAUAUCUAUUUCAAUAACACGCGUUGGGCGCUAUUUCGACGUAAAUUUCGACCGCACAUAAACUGGGCGUUAUUAUACAACAGUCAAGCAACCAUGAAAGCAUUCGUUGUUUUGGCCGCCCUCGUUGUGUCGGCUUACGCUGGUCUCGUUGGACACGGUAUCGGUCUCCACACUGGCUCCUCAUUGAGUUCGCGUGCCGAGGAUGGUCUUGGCAACUACAAAUUUGCCUAUAACGAGAAACACGCCACCGGCGGAACUUUCCGAUCGGAGGCUGGAAACCCCUGGGGAGUAGCUGGCUCGUACGGACUUACUGAUAUUGACGGACGCCAGCGUGUUGUGAACUACGUUGCCGAUGGACACGGUUUCCGCGCCUCGAUCAAGACCAACGAGCCGGGAACCGCUCCUCAGGCCGCAGCUGCCACCUCGAUCGCUACUCCCGGCGUUGCGGCCAUCACCAAGACGAUCGCUGCGCCUGUUGCUCUGGCCGCCCAUGCCAGUUAUGCUGCCCCCGUCGUCGCUAAGGCUCCUCUUGCCCUCGGCGCUGCUGGAUAUGGACAUGGUCUCGGAUAUGCCCACGCUGCCCCUAUCGCUCAUGGCUACGGGUACGGAAUCGCCCACGGCGCCGGCCACUACUACGGUUGAACAAAUUGGAAAUCUGGGAAAGUAAGAUGUGUCACAGUCACUUGACCACUGUGCGCAUUAGGCGGCUAAAUUAUUAAGAAAGAUAACUACUAGAAAGCAUAAGAUAACAAACGGCAAGCAUCAACCAAAGCUCAACUAUACGCAUGGACUACAUUCUUUGAUAUCCUCUCUCUUACUUCUGGUGCAAUCAGUCUGUGGACCUUCCGCUCUGUUCUUCUUAUUGCUCUCUUCAAUUUUAUAUUCUGUGAUACUUCACCCUAUACACUAAAAUGCAAUAAAGUUGGAAAUAAGAUGGAAACGUCCGUUAUUAGUCAAAAUAUG
Molecule: messenger RNA, 1554 nt
Organism: Varroa destructor (honeybee mite)
Lineage: Eukaryota; Metazoa; Arthropoda; Arachnida; Mesostigmata; Varroidae
Cellular component (GO): chitin-based extracellular matrix
Molecular function (GO): structural constituent of chitin-based larval cuticle
Source: RefSeq, a predicted model, not a curated record